UGAUGGCCGUCACCAAAUAUUUUUUUACAGUCUAAAGAGUCUAUAAAACAAAAAAUUAAGAGGGUGCAGACCUCUGAACGCACUUUUUCACACAUCAAAGUCAAAAUAGCCCAAUCAAACAAAAAAUAAGGAUAAUAAAACGUAUUUAAAAAAAGUGCUUCUCUCUGGUUUACUUGUGUAACCGGACUAAAUUUAGCUGUUUUUAGACAUGAAAUCACCGGUCUCGAAAUUGAAAUACUUUGUGGGAACCUUUAAUUUCAGAAAGAAAUUUUCGAUUGGUGUCUGUUAGAACCCAAGCCCACCCAUGAGUAUCCCAUGACAUUCCUUUGCCUAACUCAUUAGCCCACAAUGUCCACAAUCAAUACCCAUCAAAUCAAAAUUUGCAUAUUGUGUAAAGUUGCCACAAUAGUCGUGCUAAUUGCUGUUAUUGACGCACUCGUAUCCGGAGUCUUCCGGCGGCGGCAGGCGCAGGUGCCCCCAAGAAACAGCAGUCUCUGGUUGGAAGCAAGCAGUGGUUCGCACGCUCCAGUCCAGUUCGCACGUCAUAGCAGGAACAGAAGCAGCAGCAGGAAGUGAAGAGAGCACCAGCACGCAUUUCCGCGCGGUCGAGCAUGCCACCUGACACCAGACCACCGCCACUUUAAAGGGAUGAACUCGUCUCCUCGCCCCUAAUCCACCUCCAGCGCAAUGUCGGAGGCCGAAGGCGACUGCAAGGAGAACUCGCAUCCCCCGAGCGAAAACUGCAAGAAAUCGCCGCUGAAAAGCAAAGAGUGCAAAAAUUCGAAGCUGCAACAGCCGCCCAAAGACCCCACUCGUGUUGUGGUGGUGGCCCUGACUCCCGACCGCCGCCGAGAGACAUGGAACAAGAAAGUGGAGUUUCUGUUGGCGGUGGUGGGCUUCGCCGUCGACUUGGGCAACGUCUGGAGGUUUCCCUACAUCUGCUACCAGAACGGAGGCGGUGCGUUUUUGAUUCCCUACACCAUAAUGCUGGUGUUCGGCGGUCUGCCGCUCUUCUACAUGGAGCUCGCUCUGGGGCAGUUCCACCGAAGCGGAUGUCUCACGAUUUGGAAGCGGAUUUGUCCGGCAUUAAAAGGAAUCGGAUACGCGAUUUGUUUGAUCGACAUUUACAUGGGGAUGUACUACAACACCAUCAUUGGCUGGGCUGUGUAUUAUUUAAUUGCGUCGUUUCAAGCGGAACUGCCGUGGACGAGUUGUCACAACUAUUGGAACACCAAAGACUGUCGGCCUGUUACCGCCCUUGUCGGCGUCAACAGUAAUGCCUCAAGUCCUGCCAAAGAAUUUUUCGAACGCGAGGUGCUAGAACAAUACAAAUCGGAUGGCCUCAACAGAAUGGGGCCUAUUAAGCCGGCUUUGGCGCUGUGUGUCUUUGCGGUCUUCGUUCUUGUUUAUUUCUCCCUGUGGAAGGGCGUCCGCAGCACCGGAAAGGCGGUGUGGAUAACAGCCUUAGCCCCCUACGUCGUCCUCAUAAUCCUGCUCUGUCGCGGGGUGACCCUCCCGGGGGCUGCCGAGGGCAUCCGCUACUACCUCACCCCCGAAUGGCACAAACUCAACAACUCCCGCGUGUGGAUUGACGCCGCCUCGCAAAUUUUUUUCUCUCUAGGCCCCGGCUUUGGCACGCUCUUGGCCCUCUCCAGCUACAACAAGUUCAAUAAUAACUGCUACAGAGACGCGCUUUUGACCAGUAGUAUCAAUUGUCUGACCAGUUUUCUGGCGGGGUUUGUGAUUUUUUCGGUGCUGGGGUACAUGGCACACGUGCAGCAUAAAAGCAUAGAGAUGGUGGGGCUGGAGGGGCCCGGGCUGGUGUUUAUUGUGUAUCCGGAGGCCAUUGCGACGAUGACUGGGUCGGUUUUCUGGUCCAUUAUUUUUUUUCUUAUGUUGAUUACGUUGGGGUUGGAUAGCACGUUCGGGGGGUUGGAGGCGAUGAUCACGGCGUUGUGUGAUGAGUACCCCAAGGCGUUGGGACGGCAUCGGGAGAUUUUUGUGGCGGCGCUCUUGUUCGGGAUCUACAUUUGUGCCUUGCCGACGACUACUUAUGGGGGCGUCUAUUUGGUGAACAUGCUGAACGUUUACGGCCCCGGCUUGGCCAUACUUUUUGUCGUCUUCGUUGAAGCGGCAGGUGUUUGUUGGUUGUAUGGUACCGAUAAUUUUGCAAGAGACAUCGAAAAGAUGAUUGGCCAUAAGCCGGGAAUUUUUUGGAGAAUGUGUUGGAAAUAUAUCAGUCCCGUUUUUCUCUUGUCAAUUUUUAUUUUUUCACUUCUCAGUCACGAACAAAUGUUGGGCACUGAAUACGAGUAUCCCGAGUGGAGCUUCAAAGUUGGCUAUGCUUUAACAGCUUCGUCCAUCAUGUGCAUCCCUCUUUACAUCGUUUACAAAUUUGCAAUAACUCCAGGAAGCUUGGUGCAGAGGUGGAAAAUGAUCUGGAAGCCGGAGCACUCCUCCGACAACAGCACCCUCACGUACUGCGGCGGCACCGAAGUGUGACCAACGAGCAUUGUCAAAUCAUACACCAUCGAGUGGUUAGUUUAAGUUGUUGAUUUCCCAUUUUUCGGGUAAAAUACCAGCCAUAUUUUGCCCGAACUCCCACGGAUUAAAGGGUUGAUUUAAAACGUUUCGUUGUUUUAGGUGUUUUGUGGCGCGAGUGUAACAACAGCCAUUGUUACACUCUCGCAUAUUCCUAGUCUAGAGAGUAUUAAAGCGGUGCUAAAUGUCGUGUUAAAUAGUCCUAGACAUAGCUGAAUGUAUCGCUUUCUAUGUCCGGGGUGCAGCCCCACGUAGUGAACUCUAUCAUACGUAAAAUGUACAAAAUCCUAAACUGACAAAGUUAAAUUUAUCGACAAUAAAACGAUCGGGUUUGAGUUCGGUGGUACUAAACAAAAAUCGGGCCUACUUUUGUGAUACACUUUCUGGGCGAAAAGCAGCCAAGUUUCGGCCAGAAACGAGUUGUUUCUUUGUGCCAAUUUUUGGUUCACUUGUAGCACUUUAGGAAUUGAUUGUCCGAUCAAGCUAAACAAUGGAAUAUUAAAAAAACAAACAAGUCGUUGUGUUUAUUGUUAGAAAUAAAUUUGUACGAUAGUUUGUAUAAAUUAUCGUUGCCGACGUCUCGCAGCCAUGAGAUGGCGGCGACUAUUUUUAUUGUAUGGGUUAGUGUAAGUGACCUUUACUGUGUAUUUAAUAAAUUUAUUUAUUUUU
Tribolium castaneum (red flour beetle) is the source of this 3210-nucleotide messenger RNA. RefSeq names its product sodium-dependent serotonin transporter. The record is from RefSeq and is a predicted model, not a curated record. The coding region runs from base 688 to 2502 and encodes 604 amino acids. Gene Ontology annotation, molecular function: serotonin binding; serotonin:sodium:chloride symporter activity. Gene Ontology annotation, biological process: sodium ion transmembrane transport; serotonin uptake. The transcript has 9 exons. NCBI's taxonomy places the organism in Eukaryota, Metazoa, Arthropoda, Insecta, Coleoptera, Tenebrionidae. Gene Ontology annotation, cellular component: plasma membrane; neuron projection.